GCGAGGCUCGAGCUCCCCCCAGCGAGCCCAGGGCGGGCUGCUGCGGCGGGACAUGCGUGCGGGUCGGGCCCGGGGCCGCCGCGGGAGUGGAUGCUGCGCCCCGCUGCCGCCCCGGCUGCUCUGAGCGCCCCCCGGAGUCCGCGGAGCCCGAGGCCGAGGCGGCGGCGGAGGCGGAGGCGGCGGCGAUGACCGGCGAGAAGAUCCGCUCCCUGCGGAGGGACCCGAAGCCCUGCGGCAAGGAGGACGGUGACCUGCUGGAGCCGGGCGACGACGAGGCGGCCGCCGCCCCCGGGCCCUUCACGGCGGCGCGCGGGGCCGGGCCCGGAGGCGGCGGGGGCAAGGCCGGCCGGCAGGGGCCCCGCCACCACUCGCACCCUGCGGCCCCGCAGCCCCGGCUGCCGCUCAAGCCGCCACAGGCCCCGGCCGGCCCCGGCUGCUGCUCGUCUUCCUCCGUGGCGGGCACUGCCGCCUCAGAGCCCGGCCGGGGCCCUUCGCUCUACCCCAUGCACGAGUGCGUGUUCAAGGGCGACGUGAGGCGGCUCUCGUCCCUCAUCCGGACGCACCACAUCGGCCAGAAGGACCUUCACGGAAACACUCCUUUACAUCUUGCUGUGAUGUUAGGAAAUAAAGAAUGUGCCCAUUUGCUUUUGGCCCACAAUGCUCCAGUAAAGGUGAAAAAUGCUCAGGGAUGGAGCCCUCUGGCAGAAGCCAUCAGCUAUGGAGACAGACAGAUGAUUACAGCACUUUUAAGGAAGCUUAAGCAGCAGUCCAGGGAAAGUGUUGAAGAAAAGCGACCUCGAUUAUUAAAAGCCCUGAAAGAGCUAGGUGACUUUUAUCUAGAGCUUCACUGGGAUUUUCAAAGCUGGGUGCCUUUACUUUCCCGAAUUCUGCCUUCUGAUGCAUGUAAAAUAUACAAACAAGGUAUCAAUAUCAGGCUUGACACAACUCUCAUAGACUUCACUGACAUGAAGUGCCAACGAGGGGACUUGAGCUUCAUUUUCAGUGGUGAUGCAGCGCCCUCUGAGUCGUUCGUAGUGUUAGAUAAUGAACAGAGAGUUUACCAGCGAAUCCAUCAUGAGGAAUCAGAGAUGGAAACAGAGGAAGAAGUUGACAUUUUAAUGAGCAGUGAUAUUUAUUCCGCAACUUUAUCAACCAAAUCCAUCACUUUCACACGUGCCCAAACAGGAUGGCUUUUCCGGGAAGACAAAACAGAAAGAGUGGGAAACUUUUUGGCCUACUUUUACCUGGUGAAUGGACUUGUUUUAGAAUCCAGAAAAAGGAGAGAACACCUUAGUGAAGAAGAUAUUCUUCGAAAUAAGGCCAUCAUGGAGAGUUUAAGUAAAGGAGGAAACUUAAUGGAACAGAAUUUUGAGCCUGUCCGAAGACAGUCUCUGACUCCACCCCCACCUAACACGAUUACCUGGGAAGAGUAUAUAUCUGCCGAGAAUGGAAAAGCUCCUCAUCUGGGUAGAGAACUUGUUUGCAAAGAAAGUAAGAAAACGUUUAAAGCCACAAUAGCCAUGAGCCAGGAAUUUCCCUUAGGAAUUGAAUUAUUACUGAAUGUUUUAGAAGUCAUUGCGCCCUUCAAGCACUUUAACAAGCUUAGAGAAUUUGUUCAGAUGAAACUUCCUCCUGGCUUUCCUGUAAAGCUCGAUAUACCUGUGUUUCCCACCAUCACAGCCACUGUGACUUUUCAGGAGUUUAGAUAUGAUGAAUUUGAUGAAUGCAUCUUCACUAUCCCUGAUGACUACAAGGAGGAUCCAAGCCGGUUUCCUGAUCUUUAACUUGCCUGAAAAAAAUAAUACCAGCUUACCAGUGAAAGCAAGUGGAUGCAAAGAACCCGAGAUGUUUGUCCGAAUGGAAAGGAUGUACUCCUUCAGAAGAAAAAAGGGAAAUACACUGAAUGAACACAUCAGUCAGUUAUCCAGUGUGACCUGAUGUGUGCCCUUGCCCGCCUUUUUAAAAAUACACAUAUUGUAAGCUUGGUAGUUUGGCACCUCGGUGAUUCUGAGGAGUUGGGAUGUCAGGCAGCUGUGGGGGCUCUAGUUUGUUUUUACACCUUUUUACACUUCUUGGUGAUAAAUGGAUUUAGCAUAUAAAGAAAACACUCCUGGACCAUUAACGUUUUAAAAAAAGAGAUGUCUUAAUAGAGAUCGAAGUCCUUUUAAACUUGUCAUCUUCUAUUCAAGGUGGCAGACAUCCUUCAGCUUGGUUUUCAUCCCCUGUAAAGUGUGUCACAUUAUAUAUAGUUGAGUCACUCGAAUGUUGUUGAACAUAAUGAACUGGAAGGAAUGCAGUUUUCUGUAGAUGAACGAACCAAAUGGUGACCAUUAAACAGUUGCAUUUUCACAUUGCAAUACAUUUCAGAACUAGCAUUCACUCUGCAGGGAAUACGGUACCUCCUUUUAGCACCUUAGUGCAACUCCUGUGUGGUGCUAUUCAUGUUUUUAUCUGAAUUCUCAAAUGGAAAAUGUUUCUUACUAAUCUUUCUGCCAUAGAGUCUCUAAUUUUCUUUUCUAAUCUAUGUUCAUGAUAAAGUAUUGGUUAGCAUGCUUACAAAUGUUCAUCUGACAAAUUCUAGUACUUUCAAAAACAGGAAUUCACAAGUUGUGAAAUUGGCUCCCGUUCAGGGCCAGAGCCUUGUUUGUGGCUCGGGUGGGUUAAGGGUGAACUUGGAAGUGUCUACAGUCUUAAAAAAAGAAAAAACACAAACCUAAGACUUUGAAAAUAUAUUCCCAUAUUUAUAUCAAACACUUUGAAUAUAGGAUAUAAGUGUUUCAUAUAACAUAUAAAAUUCAUUUGUUAAAUUCUAGAAGUGUACACUUAAGUUUCAUGACAAUUACGCCUUCAUCUUUUUUUCUUAAGCCACUUAGAAGAAAAUGUAUUGAUUUAUUUUGUCUCCAGGUGUCCAAAUCAUGGGUUCCAAGUUUUGCAUUUUAAAUCUCUCCUCUUUAUUAUUCCAAGUUGGUUUGAAGGUCCAAAGUUGAAAAUAAAUUAGUAAGAAUUAUGUCUGACAGUCACACAGCGUGAAGUCUAUUAGAGGAUUUAGCUACAAGUAAUGUGACUUAUAUAAAUGUGCUCUUGGUGACUGUGUACUUAAGACUGCACCUGUCAAUUCUUUUGUAUGACUCACAUUUCAGCCUCUUUCAGGAGGCCCACAUUAAUUGGAAUUAAUUGGAAUGUGUUCCAAGGUGUUCAUCUCUAUCUACUGUUUGGAUCAUGAAAUAAGUUUGUCAGGACUUCCAAAACAAGUCACAUGGUUGUUACAAAAUCAGAUUUGCUCAGUUCAAACUGUCCUGAGGUUUUUAGCCUUUUAUUCCAAGAAGAUCUCUCCAAAAACCAAACACUGGCCCAGAACAGCUGCACAGCCUUGGCCAGCCUAUGUCCUGUUCUGCCAGUGUGGAAAGUGUCAAAGACUCGAAGGCUGAAUGUGUUCUACUGCAUUUCCAUGGUGAUCUACCAGGAAGCUGAUGUUUACAGAGCAGGGUUAUGAUGUUGAAUAGAAGAUGCAUUUAGAAAGUCAGAAGCAACACUGUUAAGAGGAAAGUUUUUUAAAAGGAUCUCUAAGGCUGCUUUCUCCAUAUCAAUGUAUAUGACUUUGCAUAUAUGUUCAUGUUUUAAUAUUAAGAAAGGAAAUAAUUUUUAUAGUGCAGAAAAAGUAUUCAUGGUUAAAUUUUUAAGAUUAUAAUUAUUGUUGUAUGUGGCUUCAUAGACCUUGGGGAAUGGGUGUUAAAUUGUAGUCCUGCUUUAUUGAAGGAAGAAGAGCUGAUUGCUCAGCCUGUCUCCCUUUCAGAUUUUACUGGCUUGGGCUGGGAAUCAUCCUGUCUCUUCAAGGUCCGAUACUGGGGAGGGGGGAGCAGGCAGGACUUCAGUUUCCCGUGGUUAGUGUGUAGAAUCUUAGUAUAAUUUAUUGGGGGGGGGUGGGAGGAAUCACAUCUCAUUUAAUCACAGUGUGGGCUUGGUCAGUAUCUCCUGAAAGCUGUGAAUAUUUUACUGGGGUGCACUGGAGGUAGAAAAACUACUGAAUAUUUUUGCACUUAGAAUUUUUUUGCACACAUUUGUACUUUUUAAGAAACACAAGUUCUCCAUUCCACCAUGUUGUCAUCUUCCCAGUCAGAAAGGACGAACAAAUGCCCCCAUACCUCUUCCAAUGGCAACUAUUAGGAAUCAGCUCUGAUGCAAAUAAACUUUUCACAGUAUUUUGCAGAUUUUCAGGAAUGUGAUUUUUAAAUUAGUUUGUCAGAUAAGUACUGUUUCAGGUGAAAUCAUCAAAACACUAUUCCUUUGGUAGUACUCAUAGGACGGUUUGUUUUUGAAGUGCUACUGAAUACUUUGAAACUGGGAUCUGCUGUUUACAUAAUGCUGGAAGGGAGCAUUAACAAGCUGGUUUUUGCUAGAAAAUACUCUGCCCCUACUGUGUGCAGCAUUUCAGUAGAAAGCAGAGAAAUAGCAAGGAUCUUUCCCCCUCUUCCAGGUACCGAAGGUGUGACAGUAUCUGUCCACAGUAAUCAGGAGGGUGGAAGUCUUUCUGAGAGACAUAGAAAUGUACUCAUCAGUGACGAGCCUACACCUGGAGUCGUUACCUUAAUUCGAAGUCUCAGAUCAGGACUGAUCCAAGGGAGCAUUUCUGGUGUCAAAGUUUUACACCCUUCUAAAAAGCAGGGAGUUCAGCUAUAAUUUUCCUGAGGAGAUAGGUUAUUGGGUGAAAUUCCAAGACCAUUUAUUAAGAAUAACAAAUACCAGUUCAUCUCUUUUCCCUCUGAGCUACACAGGUUUUAUAGAAGUUUUCUCCGGGUGGAGGAAGUGGGGAAGUUGAAGAGAAAGCUCGAGUACAGUCAUGUUAGAGCUUUCUGUGACUGUUGUUUGAAUGUGUGGAUUCAUUGCUUGGUGUGGUGUAGAAACGCCCUCUGCUGGAACUUCCUGUCGAAUUUAAUGAUAAUAGGUUUAAAGAAAUUGACCCAGUACAGUCUUAAUUUUACAAAGUUGUUGGGCAUUGACUUCUGGAAUAUUAACAUUCACUUAAAAUGGAAAUUUCAGAUCAGAAUAUAUUCUUUAAAUAAGAGGAUAAAUGAAUUAUUAGUAACCUUUUAGGUUUAUGGUGAGGCCAAGUUCAGUUUGCACGUGGGAAUGGCUACGGUUUGGUAUAAACCGAAGAGAAAUGGGCACUGAGAUACACCUAUCAUUUGUCCACGUGAGACGGAGAUGGAAAGAAGCAGCAAUCCCCGUUUGCCACGUCCACUUGUCAUAUCAGCUCCCUGUUUGGCGUCUCCCUGCCCUUCCAGCCUGUUCCCCCCACCCCCCAGGGGUUUCCUUGCCCUUUGAAGCUGCUGUAAAGGAUGAUCACAAACUUUGCAAAGGCGGGGCAGCCUUUGGCUUCUAGAACCUACAGAUUCCAUGGCAAUAAUAAAAACAAAACCCAACAAAAUGACUUUGCUGAAGAACUACCUACCUGCUAGUCAUCUGCCAAAUCUAGUCCACAAAUGAUCUUUUAUAAAAUGAAAUUUUGUAAGAUUACAAGUCAUCGAACUUUUUAAAAAAUUCCUUUAACGUCAUUGCAGAUUUUGAGGUAGAAAUCUAACCGACCUCAUUUACAUACGAGAGGCCGAGACUUAAGUAACUUGUCCAACUUUUACACAACUAGCGAAAUUUCCAUUUGGGGUUUUGACCGCACCGUUAUACCUCCCUAGCUCUAUUAGUGACGAUAAAAUGUGGGAAAACAAUCUUUUAGGUCCUAAUUGGAGCCACAGAAUAGGAAAUGCUCUUCACCAGCCUCCUACUUGUCAUCUUAGCUUGGUUUUGUGCUUUGAAGUCAUUUGUGACUCAUGGGUACGUUUCAGACCCUAGUGCUUUCACUGACUUUAAGUUUACACUCUUCAUGUAGAAAAUUUGUUACCUUGUUCUUAAGUUUUGUUAAAUUUCCCUUAAUGCUAGAGUUUAUCAUUUUACUGUGCUUCCAACACCCAGUAACCCCAGACCAUUAGCAAUUCUUAGGUAUUUUAACCAUUUGUUUGUUACGUGCUAACCUACUUUUCUAGCCCGCCAGCACCUUAGAUUGUAUUGAUAGAAUGAAGAAAUGCAGCUGUUUAGCUCUGGUAAUAAGGUGUCAUUUUCAGAAGUUUAUCUGUAAAUGCAAAUAUUAUUCUGUAAUUUUGGAAAAUGUGCACUGGGGGACCCAGCCACCCUUUUUUUUUCUUUUACGUGAAAGAAUGUUAUGGAAAGGACUCAUGUCUGAUGCUCCCCUCUGCAACAUUUCUACAAGGACAUUUUUUUGUUAUUACAAAUAAAAUCCUAAAUUUUCCAA
Molecule: messenger RNA, 6301 nt
Organism: Trichosurus vulpecula (common brushtail)
Lineage: Eukaryota; Metazoa; Chordata; Mammalia; Diprotodontia; Phalangeridae
Gene: ANKRD13C
Product: ankyrin repeat domain 13C
Exons: 13
Coding region: 186-1784 (532 amino acids)
Cellular component (GO): cytoplasm
Molecular function (GO): protein binding
Source: RefSeq, a predicted model, not a curated record